GUUCCCACUCCAGAUACUGACACAUCUCGCGCUCCAUCUGGUUAAUUUCGCGCAAUUAGAAUAUGCCCUGCGCCACAAUACUCCAGGAUUUUGAUGCGAGCAUGAAAGCGGACAUGAAAAGACUGCUAAGCGAUGACGAAUUACCCAUCAGAGAAGCACUUGAGCAUGAAAGCACACCAACUCCAGCACCAGUGUUUGAGGAGAAGCCAACAAUAACCUAUGUCCUCCGCGGCCAAAAAGCAACCUUCCAUAACCCCCAAUAUCAUCCUGCCCCCGAAGUUCUUGAGGCAUCUAAACUGCCAAUUGAUCAUCCAGACUUUGAAGUGGCUGCUUCGUCCUCGCUGUCCAGUCAUUCAGUGCUGCUUCUGUCAGACACCUCAAGAGUAACGUCUCGAGAGCCACAGUCAGAAAAAAAGGGUUAA
Suillus discolor is the source of this 422-nucleotide messenger RNA. RefSeq lists its product as uncharacterized. The transcript has 2 exons. NCBI's taxonomy places the organism in Eukaryota, Fungi, Basidiomycota, Agaricomycetes, Boletales, Suillaceae. The coding region runs from base 63 to 422 and encodes 119 amino acids. The record is from RefSeq and is a predicted model, not a curated record.